GUCUCCGGCUCCCCCCGAGCCGCUUCGGGCGUUUCCGCCGCGAGCCCUCGGGCCUCUCCGGCGCUGCGAGCGCUCGGUUUUUUCCGGAUCCGCUCGUCUUUUUGCGGAUCCUCUCGGCUCUUUCCGGAUCCGUUCGGCUCCGCCCGCCGAGCCGAACCCGGAAGCGGAGCCGGAGCCGGCGGUGAUGGAGGGGCCGCAGAAAAGUGGGGAGCCGGAUGGCAGCGAGCGGGACGCGGCGCCGGGGGUCCCGCCCGGGGCGCCGGGGGUCCCAGCUGUGGCGCCAGGGGCCGGCGAUGCCGAGGGCACCAUCCGGGCGCUGCGGGCGCAGCUGGCGGCCGCCCUGGCCGAGGCCGAGACCGUCCGGGCCGUGGCCACCGUGAGCGAGAGCACGAAGCAGGAGGCGGUGGCUGCCGUCCGGCGCCAGUGCCAGGAGGAGGUGGCCUCGCUGCAGGCCAUCCUCAAAGGUGGGGACGGGGACGCCCCUGCGGGGCGCCGCCGGGCCUCCCCCGGCCCCCCGCAGCCUCUCCCUCUGCCCCCCCAGACUCCAUCCGCGGCUACGAGGCCCAGCUGGCGGCCCUGCGGCAGGAGCGGCGCCCCGCGGCCGCCCGGGAGCCUCCGCCGGACUCGCUGGAGCUGCAGAUGGAGAAGCGUGGUGGAGCCCAUGGAGGAGGAGAUCGCCCAGCUGCGGGCCCGGCUGGCGCGGGCCGAGGCGCUGAUCCGGGAGCUGCGGGGCGACGCCGAGGCGCGGCUCUCCGCCGACGAGGACGACGACGGCCUGGCCUUCGCCGGCGGCUGCGACAGCCUCUCCAUCGCCGGCUCCGUGGCUGGCUCCGGCGCCCCGGCGCAGGACGACACCGCCUCGCUGCUCUCCACCGCCACGCUGGUGCCCGAGAGCAUCUACCUGCCGCCCCCCGGCUUCCAGCUCGUCCCCGACGGCGCCUGGGCCCAGCUGCAGGACGAGGCCCGGCAGCAGCGCGAAGCCCUGCGGCAGGCGGGCGAGCGGCUGGAGGCGGCCGCCCGUGAGCGCCAGAGGCUGGAGGAGGCCCUGGGACGCAGCAGCGAGGACUGCGCCAAGCAGGUCCGGGUGCUGCUGGGGCAGGUCCAGGACUCGGAGCGGCUGCUGCAAAACCUCCAGGCCACUGUGAGCCAGACGCAGCGACGCACCCAGGAGCAGAUGGCCGAGCUGGCCGCGUCCCACAAGCGCCUGAGCGUGGAGGUGCAGCGCCUGAGCGAGGAGAACGAGGGGCUGCGGGGGCAGCGGGGCCCUCCCGGCCCCGGGGACAGCGGGGACCCGGGCGAGCCCCUGCCCGGCUCCACGCAGGAGCUGCAGGCGCUGGUGCGCGGGCUGCGGGCGGCCGGCGAGGCGCAGCGGAGGGCCGGGCAGCACGAGGCCGAGCGGCUCCGCAUCGAGAUCGCCUCGCUGCGGGAGCGGCUCCAGGAGGAGCGGGAGACCCGGGCCCAGCUCCAGCGGCUGCUGGACGCCCAGGCGGCCGCCCAGCGCGAGGACAGCCAGCUCAUGGAGGGUGAGUGACGCCUUGGUCCGUACCCCCCCGGUCCCGGGGCAGUGGACAGGGGCGCUCGCCCCACGGCGCAGCCUGGAGCCCCCCCAACCACCCCCCGUGUCGCCCCCAGCCUCCCUGUGCAGCGUCCGAUCAGAGAUGGAGCGGCUGCAGCAGGAGCUGACGCAGGCCCAGCAGCGAGGACAGUGCCUGGAGCAGGAGCUGCGGCGGCUCCAAGCGCAGCGGGAGCCAGGAGAGGUCCGGGACCCCUCCCCGGAGCCGCCCCGGAGCCUUGCGGAGGGGAUGCGGGGGCAGGAGGCCUGAGGGGACCCCGCUGCUGCCGACCGGGGUUCCCCCAUGGCGGCCCCAUCUCUCAGGGAGGGCCCCCCAGCCCGUGUCCGACUGUUACUGCAUCUGACUGUUACUGGUGGUGCCUGGAGCCACGGGCUCCUCCUGGCCCCGGGCACCUGCCGCUCCCCCUUAGCCCGUGUGGGGAAAAUAAAACUGUUUUUAUAACUGU
Molecule: messenger RNA, 2019 nt
Organism: Rhea pennata
Lineage: Eukaryota; Metazoa; Chordata; Aves; Rheiformes; Rheidae
Gene: RABEP2
Product: rabaptin, RAB GTPase binding effector protein 2
Exons: 10
Coding region: 185-1531 (448 amino acids)
Biological process (GO): endocytosis
Cellular component (GO): intracellular membrane-bounded organelle
Molecular function (GO): growth factor activity; GTPase activator activity
Source: RefSeq, a predicted model, not a curated record